CUCCCACCAGGAAGCGCCGCCGCGCUGCCCGCCGCGCUGGGGCCGCUCCGGCCGGGCCCCGCCGCGCUUUGCGGGCCGUGAGGGGAGCAGACGAGCUGACCGGAAUCCCGGGGCCGCUCCGGCCGGGCCCCGCCGCGCUUUGCGGGCCGUGAGGGAAGCAGAUGAGUUGACCGGAAGCGCGGGGCCGCUCUAGCCCGCUCCUCCGCCCUUUGCUUGGCCGUGAGGGGAGCAGACGAGUUGACCGGAAGUGCGGGGCCGCUCCGGGCCGCGCUCGCUGCUCCGGGAGGAGUGACGGCAGAGGCGGCCGUGAGGGAAGAUGGCGGAGGCGGCGAUGCAGCAGCACCGGUUCUUCUGCCACAGCUGCAAGGGCGAGGUCAGCCCCAAGCUGCCGGAAUACACCUGCCCCCGCUGUGAGUCUGGCUUCAUUGAGGAAGUCACUGAUGAUUCCAGUUUUUUUGACAGCAAUUCCCUGGAUGACAGCCCCUCCUCACAAUUCUCAGAGCUUUGGGACCACCUGGAUCACACCAUGUUCUUCCCGGAUUUCCGACCCUUCCUGAGCAGCAGCUCCUUGGAUGGAGAGAGCAGGGAGGUGGAGAGGGGUCCCCCAAACGAGUUUUGGGGUCCCGGGCGUCCCCCGCGGCUGCCGAUGCCGCGGAGGUACCGGGCCCGCGGCAGCUCCCGCCCGGAUCGAUCGCCGGCCAUCGAGGGGAUAAUCCAGCAGAUCUUUGCUGGCUUUUUUGCCAACCCAGCCCUUCCUGGCUCCCAGCACCCCUUCUCCUGGAGCGGGAUGCUGCACUCCAGCCCCGGCGACUACGCGUGGGGACAGAGCGGCCUCGACGCCAUCGUCACCCAGCUCCUGGGGCAGCUGGAGAACACGGGACCACCGCCAGCAGACAAGGAGAAGAUCUCCUCGCUCCCAACAGUGCUGGUGACACAGGAACAAGUUGACACAGGCCUGGAGUGCCCGGUGUGCAAGGAGGAUUACGCCGUGGCCGAGCAGGUCCGGCAGCUCCCCUGCAACCACGUCUUCCACAGCAGCUGCAUCGUGCCCUGGCUGGAGCUGCACGACACGUGUCCAGUGUGCAGGAAGAGUUUAAAGGGAGAAGAUUCCACCCGGCAAAUCCCAAAUCCCGACCCUGCCGACAGCCCAGUGCAGGAGAGUUGGACUUUCUGACCCUUCUAAAACAAUUCUGCAACCUUCCAGAACCUUCCAGAACCUUCCAGAACCUUCCAGAAGCCAAGAGCAUCCCAGCUGGAGGUGUACAUUGCCUGAGAAUUCCAACAAACCCCACCCUGAGUAGCAGAAAUUUGGGGAUCACAGCACCGAGCGCUCUCUUCCCAGGAAUUUUUCCUUCUGCUCCAUGGAAUUGCCUAAAUUGGGAUUUUUUGGGAGUGAUUUAAUUUUUGUAGCAGAAAAGGUUGGUUUUUUUGGGUUGUUGGGUUUUGUUGGUUUUUUUUUCCCAGUAGGAAAGAGGGGGUUCCAUGUCUCCCUCGUAGGCUCCUCUGGGGAAAAAAAAAAAAAAAGUUUGGGAUAAAAAUGGGAUAUUUUUGGGGAUUUUCCCGCACUUCAGGAGAUUGGAAUUGCAACCGUGAGAGAUUUGAUUGUCCCAUUUGGGAUGGAAUCCUUGGGGCUCCAUAAAAUCGUGGCAGUUGGAAGAAGGAAGGUUCUGGAGCCCUUCCUGAGGGGGGGUUGGAGCUUCAGGAGCGCCCUGGGAACGCCGUGCUAUCAGGAAUGCUCUGAGCAGGAUUUUCUCCCUUCCUUGGACUAUUUUUUGGGCUUUUUGGGGUUUUUUUCUGACCCUUUUCCAUGUUGCCUGUUGGCCCCAGGUGUGUCCAAAGCUCCCUCUGCUCCCCCACGAGUCAUUCCAGGCAGGAAUUGUGGACCACUCCCUUGGAAACCCCACAGAACUUAAGGAAAAUCUUGAUUUUUUUCCUCAUUA
Molecule: messenger RNA, 1940 nt
Organism: Lonchura striata (white-rumped munia)
Lineage: Eukaryota; Metazoa; Chordata; Aves; Passeriformes; Estrildidae
Source: RefSeq, a predicted model, not a curated record